CCAAGUGAACACAACUUUGGUUCCUUGUGAACAAGUUGCAGGCGCUGGAACAACCAUGGGCCCGAAGUCGGGGUGAAGGGAUCAUAAAAUUCCUCAUCGGCGAGGUCGAAUUUCUUACACUGUUGAACCAUUCCCAUCAGCAGUGAUUGUAUCGCUCACUUUCUUGCCUGUGAAAAGGGCUUCAACGUGAAGCGUUAACUGUUCAAGAAGGAACUGCAGAUGUUGGAAAAUCGAAGGAGUUCAAGAUUUGCAGUGUUCUUAGACUAGCUUGUCACAGUUUACAAUGCCACUAGUUGAAAAGCAGUAUGCAAAAAGGGCACAGCCCACUCUGCAGGAACAUGGACAAAAUUGUGAUUUUCCACAGUCUAAACAAUUUCUGAGACCAACCACUCGAGUACCACCAAGAAAAGAACGAAUAGCAGAAGCAAGUCGUUUAGAAGUAAGGCAAAGGAGUCUGAAAGUCAGCAAAAAAGUCAUUAAUGAUUACAGGAAUUCAUACAGACACAACAUUUGCAUCGACAUGCUGCAGCAAGGUUAUCACAAGUCUUUUUCAGAGUUCACCACUCUGAUCCUAUAUUGGAAUGCUGUAAGGGAGAAUGCAGGCCCUGGGUCAGACAUAUGGAUGGAAGAACCAUUGAACAAACAGCUAAAUAAACUGGAUCAUCUUCAGUAUUUCCUUACUAGGGCUGAGGCAGCCGAAAGAGCAGGUUCGUUUGAGGAAGUCUAUAAUAAUCAACUUUCACUGGCAUGUUACUUUAAAAAGGUUGCCGACAAACUACUUUCAGAUCACUUCUUUGAAUCGUGCCUCUCCACCAGUAAAAUGAUCGUGCCAUGUGGGGGACAGAAAAUGGCAGAAGCAAAUGCCAAUAUAGGCACGGCCUAUGAGGAGAAAGGAGAGCUGGAUAAAGCUGCUGAGCAUUAUGAGAUAUUCCAUGAACUCACUGUAGGACAGACAUGGCAGGAUGAAAAUUGCUGCCUCCACUUUACACAUGCAUGUACGAACCUCUGGAGGAUUUACACAUCACUGGCAGACGAAAAGCUUGAAAGUGCACAAGACAAAGAGGCGAGGGAAUUUCUCAGAAAAGCUUAUGACAUAGCCAAGGAAGGGGGCGAUACGAAGAUGGAACUAGCAGCUCUGUAUCGAGUGGCUUUAGGUUACCUUAGUACUGGAGAUCCAGAGAGAGCAAUUACUUACUUACAAACAUAUUUGGAGCUGUCCAGUUCCAUAGAUGAUGAUGCUGGUUUAGGCAAAGCCUAUGAAGCUCUGGCAAUGGCCUUACUAAGCACAGGAAAUUCUUCUGAAGCUCUUGAAUACCUGAAAACAUUUUUGGGCCUGGCAGAGAAAAGCGGUGAUAAAUUGAGUUUGAUCGAUGCUUGCAGAUUCCUUGGGAUUAUGUAUAAUAAUCUAGGUCAGUAUGAUGUAGCCUGCGAGUAUAUUUGGCGAGGAUAUGAGAUUGGAAUGACCUUGGGUGAUAUCCAUUUGGUAGAGAUAAUGCAAGUUCACCACGGAAUCUACAAGGCUCACAUGAUGAUGACCUCAUAUUGUCACCACGUUGAGGCUGCUGGACAUGUGCAUCUUGAGCGCUUGGUGACAUGGAAGGAUAGUAGAUUAGACAUGUUCAAUGUCUCCAAAGCAGUAGAUCCUACUGCAAGCAGACUAUUUGACAGACGAUCACUCGGGGAAACAAAGAUAGCUUUUAAUGAAACUGCGGAUUAAGAAAGGCAAAUGCUGGAAAAAUAUAACGCUAGUUCACAACCUUCAUAAUGGUGGCACUUUUGUCAAUCUAAUUCAGAUGGUAUCAGUUCAAUCACCAAUGAAAAUAACAAAUGAUCACAAAUAAUCUUUUAUUUUUAAACUGUUUUAUUAAUUAAUUGUGCCCAAAUUGUGCAUGAUAUGUCAAUGUUUUCACCAUACAGGGGUCAGGUAGUGAUUAUUAAACUGGUCUGUUUUAA
Leucoraja erinaceus (little skate) is the source of this 1953-nucleotide messenger RNA. It is a transcript of the gene ttc29, whose product is annotated as tetratricopeptide repeat domain 29. Gene Ontology annotation, molecular function: protein binding. The record is from RefSeq and is a predicted model, not a curated record. The transcript has 11 exons. Bases 284 to 1717 code for a protein of 477 amino acids. NCBI's taxonomy places the organism in Eukaryota, Metazoa, Chordata, Chondrichthyes, Rajiformes, Rajidae.